AUCUGAAUGGAUGUCUCCUGGAAAGCGAUGGCUGAGCAGAACCCUUGCUUGGAAAUGCAAGCCUUGUUCACCAUGGAUCCUGCUCCAAAUAGGUUUGGGUCAGGAGGAGCAGAACAAGUCACAGGAGAAAGGAUACCCAGUGCUGGUCCUGUCUGCGGCUCUGGAAGAGUCUGAGCCAGUUGAGGAGUAACAUUCCCCCUUUUACACUGAUACGGCUGUCUGAUAGUUUUUCUAAUUGUUGAAGAUCUGAACAAGUUGCUACCAGGAGGCCCAUAAGAAAGAUUGCCCACCGGCCAGUGCGGGACUCCUCUUAUCCCUAAGAAAGAAAUUAGUAGUGAAAAGUCAGAGAGAAUCAAGAGUGGGAAGGGACGGAAGGGGGAGGAAGGAAAAGGUUGGUGCUUUCAGAGGUACUGAGAAUAGUCCUGGGCAGAAGGCAAUUCCAGUGGGGGGCAGCGAAGGAUUUGCUUGAGGUCAUUCCAUGCAGGAACCUCCAUCCAUAGGUUGCAAAGCCUUUAGGAGCAAUGAUUGUGUCGAGGGUGCUGUGUUUCUGGGCUACUGGAGCCUGAGGACAUCACAUGAAGUCCCUGGUCCAUCUGUCAUUGCUUUGCUGGAACUUCUCCUGCGACAGAGGACUUCUGCUGCUCACCUCGUGACACUCCGUCAGAGAUGAACGCAGGCCUGCCUUUGUAGCAAGGAGGCCCGAGGGAAGAGGGGGCGCUUCCAUCGUCUCACCAUGGUGCUUCCACCCCCGGACAAGCGGCAUGUGUGUCUCACCACUAUUGUUAUAAUGACCAGCAUGGCAUUCAUGGACGCUUAUCUGGUGGAGCAGAACCAGGGGCCCCGUAAGAUUGGCGUCUGCAUCAUCGUCCUGGUAGGAGACAUCUGCUUUCUGAUUGUGCUGCGCUACGUGGCUGUCUGGGUGGGGGCUGAGGUCAAAACAGCCAAGCGUGGCUAUGCUAUGAUUCUGUGGUUCCUCUACAUCUUUGUACUGGAAAUCAAACUCUACUUUAUAUUCCAGAACUACAAGGCUGAUAAGAGAAACCUGGAGACAGUGGCCAGGAAGGCACUGACCUUGCUGCUCUCCAUCUGCGUGCCAGGACUAUACUUGGUGCUCGUGGCUUUGGACAGCAUGGAAUACAUCCGCACUUUCCGGAAGAAAGAGGACUUGCGAGGAAGGCUCUUCUGGGUAGCCUUAGACCUCCUGGAUAUCUUGGACAUUCAAGCCAAUCUGUGGGAGCCGCACAAGACGGGGCUGCCCAUCUGGGCAGAAGGACUCAUGUUCUUCUACUGCUACAUUCUUCUCCUGAUCCUCCCUUGCGUUUCGCUCAGCGAAAUCAGCAUGCAAGGGGAGCACAUUGCUCCGCAGAAAAUGAUGCUCUACCCUGUCCUGAGCCUGGUGACCAUCAACGUCGUCACCAUCUUCAUCCGUGCCAUCAACAUGGUGUUGUUCCAAGACAGCAGAGUCUCCACCAUCUUCAUCGGCAAGAACAUCAUCGCCAUCGCCACCAAGGCCUGCACUUUCCUCGAGUACAAGAAGCAGGUGAAGGAGUUUCCGCAAAACGCCAUUGCGCUCGAGCUGCAGCAGAACUCGGUGCCCCACAACCAGACGGUCCACAGUUCGCAGGGCAUUUCUCACGAGCAGUCGCCCACCAGGGAAAUCUUGGACACAUGACGGGGCCCCUCGGGCAUUGGCGCUUGCUCACCUUCCCUUGGCAGGGUGGGAGAGGGGAUUGUGCUCUCACCCCAGCACCCAGAGCUGCCCCCACCCCCGGCACAAGGUUCUGAUCAAAGUGGUGGGACACCCCAUGCAUCUCAGGUAUUUCCUUGGGGGGGGGCCCUCUAGAAAGAAAACAAAACCAAAUGGACCUCCGGAGAAGAACUUUGCCCCAGUCAGCUUCUGAUCUUUUCUAUCUGUUUGUUACCUGUGCAUCACAACAUGAUGGGAAUGAAGA
This is a messenger RNA of Lacerta agilis (Sand lizard), 1952 nucleotides long. RefSeq names its product transmembrane protein 121 (gene TMEM121). The record is from RefSeq and is a predicted model, not a curated record. The transcript has a single exon. The coding region runs from base 734 to 1672 and encodes 312 amino acids. NCBI's taxonomy places the organism in Eukaryota, Metazoa, Chordata, Lepidosauria, Squamata, Lacertidae.